AAAACUCGUUUAGAAGCAAAGGAACGAUAUGCGGCUAAUGACUCAAUGUGGGCUGAACUUACAAAGAAGCAAUUGGACUUGAGACGAAGUUUUUUAAAAUUUCAUAGUUUUGUACGCGAAAAUGAGGAUAAAAGGAUACGAGCUGCGAAAAAGAUAAUCGAAGAGAAAGAGAUGCAGGAGAAGAGAACGCAAAUGAUCAAAGAGACGGAAGAAAUGUGCGCCUGUUUAGCAAAAACCAAGGGACAGUUCGAGGCUAAAAUUAAGGAUUAUAGAAUUUAUGAAGACUACUUAGUAGGAGUUUCUAAUAUACCUGGGGAAUUAUUUCAUGGUGUAAAUGAUAUUAUAAAAAGAUACGAGUCUUUAAAAGAAGCGAAAGAAGUUAUCAGAUUGAAGCGAUUAAUCGAAAUGGACGAAUUGGAUAACGCGAAAAGUCGAUUGGUGAAAAUGAUCGAGAGGAAGAGUCAAGCUUUGAUCGAGAUGAACAGCAAAGUUGUGGAUCUAAUUUGCAGACACGACAGCGCCAAGGAUUGUUCUUUGCGAUGGGAAAAUAUUGUUGCUGCAAUCAAAGAACGCACGCAGAUGAAGCAGGCCGAAAUCGAUGGUGUAAAGCUUUGCACAUGGAACAUCUAUACUCAGAUGUGCGCUAGAAAAACUGAAGCUCCGUCAUUAAAGAGAUCGGACUUUGAAGGUCAAUUGAUGCACAUUAAGAAAACGCUGCAAGAACUUAGAACCGUUCAAAAGAUUGUCGCCAAACAGUGCGUCAAUUAUACCGGUGUUAAACGAGAAAAGAAAGACCGCAGGGAGCAAGCGACGAACAGGAAAUUCGCACAUAAAAAUUCACAAUACGUGACCAACGUGAAAAUGCGCUCCAAUUUUUUAUCGCUCUUCGAUCCUGUUAAAAAUCCACUAAAUAAAAUAUAAAUACGUAAUCAAAUUCCAAACUAAAAAAGUAGAUAGAUAGAAGUCUUUAUUCCCACUUAAACAAACAAACAAAGAAUA
This is a messenger RNA of Nicrophorus vespilloides, 999 nucleotides long. Its product is annotated as coiled-coil domain-containing protein 42A-like. Bases 46 to 921 code for a protein of 291 amino acids. The transcript is spliced from 4 exons. The record is from RefSeq and is a predicted model, not a curated record. NCBI's taxonomy places the organism in Eukaryota, Metazoa, Arthropoda, Insecta, Coleoptera, Silphidae.